UCUUCCUUCAAUUCACUCUUUUACAGCCUUUUACGUGACUCUUCGUGCUCUCUCACCUACAUGUCUUCUCGUGUGGCUAGACUCGUAGCUCCGCCUUGUAGACAUCGCCUCUUUCUGUCUCAGACGUGAUCCAGGACACGUAUAGCCGAGACACGGUUGCUUCCCGUGACCUGGUGUUGAGCCUCAACUGCUACUAGGUGUCAACUAUGUCAGCUGCCCCCCAGGAUGGAUCGAACACGCGCCGGCGGAUGCCGCCCCGGACUCAUUCAACCUUUUUGGCACGCACCGCCAGAGACGAUGCUGAGCAGUUGGCAAGACGAUCUUCUAUAGCACCACUCCCGACUCCCUCGCCCAAUGAAGAGACCCCAUUGCUCGGCCUGCCUGCUCAUUCUGAACGCACGGGGAAUCCAUACGAGCCUGUGCACAACGACGGGACCCAGGAGCAAGAUGAACCAACUUCACCAAACUUCCUUCACAAAUGGCUCACCUCAGCGUGGCACAUCUCGCCAGGCCGUAGACGAACUUCAACUCCGCGCCGAAAACUCGCAGGAGACGCCGUACUAGGAGAUGAUGCUCUGACUGCAGAGAUGCACGCUGCAGAUGUUGCCAAGCGGACCGAUGGGUCGAAGCCACGGCCAGGAGCGUUCCCCAGGCCAGUGGGUGGAACGUCAAAAUUGGGCACGUUUGCUGGCGUAUUCGUUCCUACAACGCUCAAUGUACUCAGUAUCUUGAUGUUCCUCCGUUUCGGCUUCAUUCUGGGACAAGGUGGUGUAUUAGGCAUGAUGGGGUUGCUCAUUGCAUGCUAUGCUAUAAAUCUUCUGACCACCAUGUCCAUCUCCGCCAUCGCCACAAAUGGCACUGUUCGAGGUGGUGGUGCCUAUUAUCUGAUCUCACGGAGUCUUGGUCCCGAGUUUGGGGGCUCCAUUGGUAUCGUCUUCUACCUUGGCUUUGUUUUCAACACCAGUAUGAAUGCCGUCGGUCUCAUUGAUUGCUUCAUUGAAAAUUUUGGGUCAAUGACCGGUGGUUGGCAUCAGUGGAUGCCGGAAGGUUUCUGGUGGCAGUACCUGUGGUCGACAGUCGUUUUGCUGGCCUGUACUGGUAUCUGUUUGGCUGGAAGCGGCCUCUUUGCCAGAGCAAGUAACGGUCUGCUUGCCAUCUUGCUUAUAGCUACCUUCAGCAUCCCAUUCUCAGCUCUGAUUAUGAGCCCAUUCGAAAGCCGCAGAGAAGGUAUUCAAUAUACCGGCCUGAGCCUUGACACCUUUCGUGGUAAUCUCAUGCCUGCUUUGACUAAAGGAGCAGCCGGCAGUCAACUGAAAGGAAGAGAAAACUUCCAGGACCUGUUUGGGAUCCUGUUUCCUGCCACAGGCGGCAUAUUUGCUGGUGCGAGUAUGUCAGGUGAUCUGAAGCAUCCAAGCAAAGCUAUCCCUAAAGGCACUCUCUAUGGCCUGCUACUCACUUUCGUCUCGUAUACCGUUGUCAUCCUGUCAAUGGCGGCUACUAUAACCCGCGCAUCUUUCUACCGGAACACAAAUGUCAUCCAGCUUGUCAAUGUCUCUGGAGUCAUUAUCCUCCUCGGAGAAUUCGCAACGUCCUUGUUCUCGGUUUUGAUGGGAGUAAUUGGCUCUGCCAAACUACUUCAAGCUCUCGCUCGUGACCACCUCAUUCCAGGUCUCUCUGUAUUUGGCCAAGGUACUGCCAAAGCGGACGAACCGACCUAUGCGAUAUUCAUAACGUACGUUGUGGCACAGCUAACUAUGCUUUCCGACAUCAACCAAAUCGCUUCUUUCAUUACGAUGACCUACCUCAUGACUUUCUUAGUCACCAACUUAGCUUGCUUCCUUCUCAAAAUCAGCUCAGCCCCAAACUUUCGGCCAUCCUUUCACUAUUUCAAUUGGCUGACGGCUGCUAUUGGAACGGUCGUAAGUGGAGCGACGAUGUUUUUUGUGGAUCAAUACUAUGCAUCAGCGUGUGUCGCCAUACUCAUCAUACUGUUCCUUCUAAUUCACUAUACAACGCCACCAAAGCCAUGGGGAGACGUGAGCCAGAGCCUCAUCUACCACCAAGUCCGGAAGUAUCUUCUUCGGCUACGGCAAGAGCACGUCAAAUUCUGGAGACCCCAGAUUCUAUUGUUUGUCAACGAUCCGCGACGGCAGUACAAGCUCAUUCAGUUUUGCAACUCUCUCAAGAAAGGUGCUCUUUUCGUUUUAGGCCAUGUGAUCGUUACCCAAGAUUUCGGAGGAGCAGUACCGGAAGCUCGACGUCAACAAACAGCGUGGACGAAAUAUAUCGACUUUUCCAAAAUCAAAGCGUUCAUCAACAUCGCAGUCUCGCCUGCCGUGGAGUGGGGCGCCCGGAAUAUCGUUCUCAGUGCAGGCUUGGGUGGAAUGCGACCGAACAUUGUGGUGAUGGGAUUCUACAACCUCGGCGAACUAAGAGAGUCGAACCCUCUCAUCGAAAUCCCGUCUCCUCAACACUCUCGGCCUACGUCAGCUUCUCAGAGUCAACAGACUGCCAAGGGAAACGCAAAAGGCGCAAAAGACGCGAAUCCCCAUGGUAGACUACCUACUGACACUAUGAGGAGAGAGAAUGCUAUUGGCGUACAAAACUACGUCACCAUACUCGAAGAUCUCUUACUCCGAUUGCAAAUCAACGUUGCCGUGGCAAAAGGAUUCCAAGAUCUAGAAAUGCCAGGGCCAAAACCCUCGCGAAUGGAGGGAUUGUUCUCUUCGCUGCAUUUUGGAGGCGAGGAUGUGGAAGAAAGUUCCAAGAAGCACAUCGAUAUGUGGCCUAUACAGAUGUCAGCUGAGAUAUCAACAGGUGGUGAAGGCAAUUCGUCCAGACGAAACGUCUUGACGACUAAUUUCGACACUUAUACGCUCAUAUUGCAGCUAGGGUGUAUCCUCAACACUGUGCCUUCUUGGAAACGAGAAUAUCGGUUACGAGUUGCUGUAUUCGUGGAGUACGAGUCGGAUGUGGAGGAAGAGCGAGGCCGUGUCACUGCUCUUCUCACAAAUCUGAGGAUACAAGCUGAGGUCCUUGUCUUUUGGCUGGCUUGUGGAGAUCUGAAAACCUAUGAAGUCAUCAUCAACGGCAACACCGAAGGCGAGAAUGCUGAAGCUGCUGAACAGAUUGACGAAGUUCUUAGGGAAGAAGAAUGGUGGCAGGAUGUGCAAAAAUUGCGAGGCAAAACUGGGUCUAUUAGCUCUAGUCAGGAGCUGGCGCGCGUUGAGGACUUGCUCGGUGCGGUCACCAGCUGGCCAACCUCUUCCUUCGUCCAUGGGCGAAGCGAACCCAAGGCAAACCGAUUUGAAGGGCUAAAGAAGAUGCUUCGCAGAACAAAACGGAAGGCUUCGAUUUCGGAUAUCAAUCAACUCGGCGCCAACAUCGGCAUGCGAACUCACCGACUAGCCGCAGAUCUUGUGGAUGGGCAAAGCAGUGAGAGUGAGGACUCAUUUUCCGCAGAGCAAAGCGAUGACGAAGCUGUACACACUGAAAGUAAAGACCUUGCAGCCAGCGAGAACGAUCUUUCGGAUUACGAUUUGGACGCUUCUGACGAUGAACGACCAAUUACACCAGUCAGGCGCACGAAGAGCAUGGGUGCCAGUAUGCGGCUGCCAUUUCUCUCACGAAAAUUCAUUCUCCGCAAAUUCUCGGACACCGGCCGGGGGAUGUCAUCAGCGACUUCAGAAGUCACACCUCUCCGACCACACCCCGAUGCUACAGCAUCCGACACAGCCCUGGUUGGUGGAGCUCCUAAAAGCGCUCCACCUAGUAGCAACCCGCAGAGUAAGCCUCAGACUCCUGGCUCCUCAACCCAAAACUUCCAAUCCUCAGCUCGACCGCCCAUGAUGCGAAAUCAAUCUAUGCCCAAAUUCUCCUCGAAGCCAGUGCCAAGGACGAAAAUAGCUACAGAAGACGGCCCUGGUCCGUCCAUCAUGUUUACCGAUCAACCUUCGCCCGAUCGUGACCCAGGAAAGGAAUCCAUUUACCACCACCCUUCUCCAUCUCCAUCUACCGUCCCUACGGACCCCUUCGCCCCUCAAUUCACAUCUCGCAAAUCGACACAAGCCACGGGGUUCCCCCUGCCCUCUUCCCUCCCCCUAAGCUUCAACGAUCUUCCAUGUCGAGCCCAGCACCUGAUCUUGAACGAGUUGAUGCGGACUCACUCGGGAUCCAACACCGCGGUGCUCUUCACCACACUACCAAGUCCACUCGAGGGAACGUGCGAGAGCGAAGCGGAUAGCGUGAGGUAUCUUGGAGAUUUAGAGGUCUUGUGCCAGGAUUUGCCGCCGGCGCUGUUGGUGCAUAGUAACAGCAUGACGGUAACAAUGAAUUUGUAGAGCUUGCAAAUAGAAUUUAGAAAUACCGCAGAUUAUAAAAUUACCUAUAUCUCUGAUAUCUUCGCA
Mytilinidion resinicola is the source of this 4406-nucleotide messenger RNA. RefSeq lists its product as uncharacterized. The record is from RefSeq and is a predicted model, not a curated record. NCBI's taxonomy places the organism in Eukaryota, Fungi, Ascomycota, Dothideomycetes, Mytilinidiales, Mytilinidiaceae. The transcript is spliced from 4 exons. Gene Ontology annotation, molecular function: potassium:chloride symporter activity. Gene Ontology annotation, biological process: cell volume homeostasis; potassium ion homeostasis; chloride transmembrane transport. Gene Ontology annotation, cellular component: membrane. Bases 207 to 4340 code for a protein of 1377 amino acids.